Plasmodium malariae is the source of this 441-nucleotide messenger RNA. Its product is annotated as trafficking protein particle complex subunit 4, putative. Bases 1 to 441 code for a protein of 146 amino acids. Lineage: Eukaryota; Apicomplexa; Aconoidasida; Haemosporida; Plasmodiidae. The record is from RefSeq and is a predicted model, not a curated record. Gene Ontology annotation, cellular component: TRAPP complex. The transcript is spliced from 2 exons. Gene Ontology annotation, biological process: endoplasmic reticulum to Golgi vesicle-mediated transport.
AUGUAUUCUCUUUAUGUUAACAACCAACACGGCACUUUAGUUUAUCAAAAGCAUUUCAGUGAAGAAAUAAAAUUAAACAGUAAUGAAGAAAUAAGACUUGCAUCCAUGUUACAUGGUAUUUCAACGAUUUCUGAAAAAAUAAAUGUGCAUUCAUCAUUUAAUGAAAAUAAAAAUAAUAUAUUUAAAUCUUUGGAAAAAAAGGGCAUAGAGGCAAUUGAGGGAAAUGGUUUUAAAAUUCAAUGUUUUGAUACUUUAACAGGUAUAAAAAUAUUUAUUGUCCACAAAGAUGACUUAAAUGUUGAGGUGAGCACAUAUUUAAAAAAGGUAUAUGAAUUGUACAGUGACAUAAUACUGAAAAAUCCAUUUUACGAUAUUGAUAUGCCUAUACGUUCUGCAGUUUUUAAUGAGCAUAUUGAGAAGCUUUUUUCAAAUAUAAAUUGA